Messenger RNA from Onychostoma macrolepis, 2969 nucleotides. It is a transcript of the gene samhd1a, whose product is annotated as SAM domain and HD domain 1. Gene Ontology annotation, cellular component: nucleus. The transcript has 16 exons. Gene Ontology annotation, molecular function: dGTPase activity; protein binding. NCBI's taxonomy places the organism in Eukaryota, Metazoa, Chordata, Actinopteri, Cypriniformes, Cyprinidae. Gene Ontology annotation, biological process: dGTP catabolic process; defense response to virus; regulation of innate immune response. Bases 101 to 1975 code for a protein of 624 amino acids. The record is from RefSeq and is a predicted model, not a curated record.
CCACCCCGACAGGCGGCGCGAACUGUCGAACUUAGAAAAGCGCGAACGGCCGGCUUUCCGAGCGACAGCGCCGUGUGUCCGUCUCUAGGAGUGUUUAAUAAUGGACAGAGCCAUCAAACGGCCGCGAGAAGACGACUGUGUUCCCCCGGAGAGGCAGCUCAUCGACGCGGAGUACAAGCGCUGGGGCGUCGCGGAGACCGGCGCGUUUCUGCGCAGAGAGGGACUGCAGCAGUGGACGCAGACUUUCACAGAACAUGGCAUAACAGGGUCAGGGCUGCCGUACCUCACCGAAGCACUUCUGGAGAAGAUGGGCAUCUGGCCUCUGGGGUCGCGCCUGCAGGUCCUGCACUGUCUUCAGAAGCUCUGGCAGGUCUCGGAGGAGUCCAUGAAGGUGUUCAACGACCCCAUCCACGGCCACAUCGAGCUGCACCCGCUGCUGCUGCGCUUCAUAGACACGCCUCAGUUCCAGCGGCUGCGCCACAUCAAGCAGCUGGGAGGAACCUACCUGGUGUUCCCCGGGGCGUCCCACAACCGCUUCGAGCACUCCGUCGGGGUGGGCUAUCUGGCCGGAUGUCUGGUCCAGGCUCUCAAUGAAAGGCAGCCGGAGCUCCUCAUAACGAAGCGGGACGUGCUGUGUGUGCAGAUCGCAGGCCUGUGCCAUGACUUGGGUCACGGGCCGUUUUCUCACAUGUUUGAUGGCAUGUUCAUCCCUAAAGUUCGACCUGGUCAGAAAUGGAAGCACGAGAUGGCCUCGGUUCAGAUGUUUGAUCACCUGGUGAAGGUCAACGGUCUGGAGGAGGUCAUGGUGCACCACGGGCUGACUCUUCCUGACGACCUGAUAUUCAUUAAGGAGCAGAUCGCCGGGCCGCCGGACGACUGCGUCUUGGACCGAUCGUGGCCGUAUAAGGGCAGGCCGAUGGAGAAAUCGUUCCUGUACGAGAUCGUAGCAAACAAAAGAAACGGUAUCGACGUGGAUAAGUGGGACUACUUCGCAAGGGAUUGUUACCACCUCGGCAUUCAGAACAACUUCGACUACCAGCGCUUCCUCAAAUUUGCGCGAGUGUGUAAAGUGAGAGGAAAGAAACACAUCUGCACCAGAGACAAGGAAGUUGGCAAUCUCUAUGACAUGUUCCACACUCGUAACUGCCUCCAUCGCCGGGCGUAUCAGCACAAAGUGGGCAACAUCAUUGAGACCAUGAUAACGGAGGCUUUUGUGAAAGCUGAUCCUCAUAUUCAGAUCCAGGGCUCUUCCGGGAGGAUCUUCACCAUCUCUUCAGCGAUAGAAGACAUGGAGGCCUACACCAAACUCACAGAUCACGUGUUUGAGCAGAUUCUGUACUCGUCUGCGCCGGAGCUGUCUGAGGCACGAGCCAUCCUCCACAACAUCGUCUGCAGACGGCUGUACAAGUGUGUGGGGCAGACCACGCCAGAGAGUCACGUGGACGCCUCACCGGAGAAGCUGCUGGACUGGGCAGAGGAGGUCGCCUGUGCAAAACCCAGCGGCACAGACGCCAGCCUGAUAGCUGAGGACUUUGUAGUUAGUGUCAUUCACAUGGAUUAUGGAAUGAAGGAGAAAAACCCCAUCAACAAUGUCCACUUUUACUGCAAGAAAGAUCCCACCAAGGCCAUCAAGAUCCGCAAAAAACAGGUGUCCAAACUCCUGCCGGAGUGCUUUGCGGAGCAGCUGAUCAGGGUUUACUGUAAGAAGACUGAUGACAAGAGCCUUGAAGCUGCUAAGAAGUACUUUGUCCAGUGGUGCAUGAACAGGAACUUCACCAAACCCCAGGAUGGAGACAUCAUCGCCCCCGAGCUCACCCCACUCAAACGGGACUGGCACACGCUGGAGCGAGGCGACGAGGACAGUGAUGGCAGCGAUGAAGACCAUCGUCCCGGAACGAGAGAGGAAACGCCCAGAAAGACUGGGCAUAAUGUGAAAGUCAACCUCUUUCAAGCUCAGGAGGACCGCAGACUCUGAAGCACUGGCCCUCGGCUCUCAGGGAUCUCGCCACUCUAAACCUUUGAUCAGCCCUGCGCUUCUCUCUCUGAGAACAUUGGGAGAGGUCGUGUUUUUCAGCUUCAUUUAAACUGUGUUUGCCUCUGUUUGCUUUUAUUUUCAGCUUUAAUAUCAUGUUCAUAGCCAGGGUUUUAAUGCAACUCUCACCUCUGACACGGAGACACUUUAUUAUACAUCAAUCCAGAAUGAAUGUCUCUCUCCUCCAUCCAUCAUGUUUCGAUGCAGAGGGAAAACUUAAAUGCGUGUUUGCUUUUUUUAAUUUUUAUUUUUUAUUAUUAUUUAUUUCAAACUUUUUAUCAGGGACUCACUGUUACUUUUUUCCUUCUGUUAAUCGGCCCUCCACUCACUCGCAGUGUGUAGAAACUCAUGUUAUAAAGGGUCUCGAAGGUGAUGGCGUUUUAUAGAUCUAUAUCUGAGCACUAUAUAACUAUAUAUUUUUUUAGACUUCAGCCUCUUGGUAUAACAGUGAUUGCUGAUGGUGGCCUGAUUGUCUAGGAUCUUGUUUAGACGUUCUCAUCAGUACAGGCUUUUGCUGUGAACAGAAAUCUGUCUGACUGUUAUUCUGGGUUAUAUUUCAGUCUGUACUGAAGUGUUAAGUCACAGCACAAUCACAUCAAGUCUGUUCUACAGAAAAAGGUUCACUUGAGGACCAUGUUGCACGUCAUGCUUGGAGAUGUUGUGCUGAAACGAUGCAAACUCAAUCAAUAUCUCAAAAUCCAGAGCCUGCAAAUAAAAAUCCAGUCAUGCAAUUCUUUGUACUUUGUUUUAAUGUACAACUCCUGGCCUGAUAGUCAACAGAGUCGGACCCACUUUUAUGUACUUGACUUUAAAUGAAUGGUUUGAUACAAUUGAUGUUUUUACAUUUGCAUUUGUAUUUAAAAAUAAUCUAUAAUUACACUGAUUUGCAAAGUUUAAGUGGUGGCUCAUCACUUGUGCUGCUGUCGAGGUGAGGUUU